CGCACACUUUACACACGAACGCGCGCGCGCAGUCGUACACGCGGCGGCAACAAACAGACCGUGAAGUCGCACAGAGACGCCGUGUGUGUGUUUUUUUUACGACAAGAAGUCACCCGUAUUUCUGCAGCCCCGGGGAGGCUUUGAGGAAGCGACAAAAGCGAGUCACCAUGUGAAAGAACUUAUGUGGGAAACGGACGAAAGCGCUGGAAUACGAGCAGAAUAGGAAGUACAAGGGCGUGAGCGGAAUGUCCGUGGAUGAGAAGCCUGAAGCCCCCAUGUAUGUGUAUGAGUCGACAGUGCAUUGUACCAAUAUCCUCCUCUGCCUCAACGACCAGCGGAAGCAGGAUAUCCUGUGCGAUGUGACUGUCCUGGUGGAGGGCAAGGAGUUCCGCGGGCACCGGUCCGUGCUGGCGGCCUGCAGCGAGUACUUCCUCCAGGCGCUGGUGGGCCAGGCGGAGAAUGGCUUGGCCGUUAGCCUUCCGGAAGAGGUCACUGCCAGGGGAUUCGCUCCAUUGUUGCAGUUUGCCUACACCGCGAAGCUGUUACUCAGCAGAGAAAACAUCCAGGAGGUCAUCCGCUGUGCCGAAUUCCUGCGCAUGCACAACCUCGAGGACUCCUGCUUCCGCUUCCUGGAGGCUCAGCUGCGCAGCGAGGACGACGGCCUGCCGCUCUGCCGGAAGGCGGCGGCGGAGGCGAACAACUCGGAGGAGGAUGAGAGCAUGCAGUCGGAGGCGGAGCGGCCCGCCUCCCCCAAGACGCGGCGGUGUGCCGACGCCCUCGCCUCCUUCGGACACCCCGACGACGAUCGGCCGGCGAUCGCCGUUCCCAGCAACUUCGCGGAUGGCCGGCUGGACUUUGAUCGGCACGGAGCGUCGGACCUGCCGCGAUGCCCAAAGUACAGGAAAUACCAGUGGGCUUGCAACAAGCACAAUAAUGACACCUCCUCACACACCAGUACCUCAGGUUUUCCAAGCACAUUAACGGAGAGCAGUGUUAGCGGGCCAGAUCCGGAUCAGGGUCGGCUGCCUUUGGCACAGAUCAAAGUCGAACCGCAGGCAGAGGAAGAGGCCGCCUCGUUGUGCCUGUCAGGGGACGAGCAGCAAGUCCGGGAUAAGGACAGCGAGACCGCCAUGGAGAUGGACAACCCCGUAUCUGUGGAACGAACCAAGAGAACCAAGUCUGCUUCCUGCCUCCGAGCCUUCUUCAAGAACGGGGCGGACCUCCCCGGUGCGCCCAACACCUCACAGCAGCUAUUCGCCAACAGACUCGCCUGCCCCCAGGACAAAGGAAACUCUCAGGGAGAUCAUAAAAAAGACUUCAGGCCUUUCCCUGGGGAGCUGUGUCUGUCUGUCACAUCCCCAAAGGACGCGGACGCUUUCCCCGCCGGGUUGUCCCUCAAGUCCGCCUCCUGCGACGGGGUCUGCAAACAGGAAGCUGAGCUCGAUCGCCGCAGUGUCAUCUUUUCCUCGGGGGCCUGCGACCGUCUGGGAACCCCAGCACAUUCCUACCCCGGCGGGAACUCUUUGGAGAUGGAGCUCUCUGAGCACAUGCCAAAGGGCCUGUGGGCGGGAGCCAGCCAGUCCCUCCCCACCUCCCAGAGCUUUUCCCCCAGCACCGCCUCCACCGAGCCCCCGCUCCCGUGCCGCCCGCGACCCAACACCAGCUGCCCGGUGCCAAUCAGAGUGUGCCCGCGCUCGCCGCCCUGCGAGACGCGCACCAGGACCUCCAGCUCCUGCUCUUCGUACUCCUACGCGGAGGACGGCAGCGGCGGCUCCCCCUGCAGCCUGCCCCAGUUCGAGUUCUCCUCCUCGCCGUGCUCCAACGUGGCCCGCUGCCUCAACGCGGACCAGCAGGAGCAAAGCGCGGGCGGCGACGCCCUGUUCAACCAGGCGCGGCCCAAGAUCAAAUGCGAGCAGUCCUACGGCACCAACUCCAGCGACGAGUCGGGCUCCUUCUCGGAGGGAGACAGCGAGUCCUGCCACGUGCAGGACCGAGGGCCAGAGGUGAAGCUGCCUUUCCCCGUCGAUCAAAUCACGAAUCUUCCACGGAACGACUUCCAAAUGUUGGUGAAAAUGCACAAACUGACCUCGGAGCAGCUCGAGUUCAUCCACGACGUAAGGCGGCGGAGCAAGAACCGCAUCGCGGCGCAGCGCUGCCGCAAGAGGAAGCUCGACUGCAUCAUGAACCUGGAGUGCGAGAUCCGGAAACUGGUGUGUGAGAAGGAGAAACUGCUGACGGAGAGGAACCAGCUGAAGGCGUGCAUGGGCGAGCUGUGGGAGAACUUCUCCUGCCUGUCGCAGGAGGUGUGCCGGGACGUCCAGCUGAGCCCCGAGCAGGUCCAGUCCCUGAACCACUACUGCCCCGUGCUGCCCAAGCCCGCCCCCGCCAGCAAAAACAACGGCGCCGACAACACCAGCAGCAGCAUCGACCUCACCGGCCGCUCGGCCUCAGCCACGCCGGAGCUCAGCCUCCACGGGUCGCCCGACGGGCCCUCGGAGAGCGAACCCGACUCGGCCGUCAGGAACGGGGCGGAGGACGCGGACAUGGACGCCGGCGUGUACGCAAAGUCGGAGCUGCCCGGAGGGAAGUCCAACCAGGCGGUGACGGUGGAUUUUUGCCAGGAAAUGACUGACAAAUGUACAACUGACGAGCAGCCAAGGACGGACUAAGUAGCGCUGGUUCUUUGAGUCGUUGUAUUUCUGAAUUGUUUUGUUAUUAUUUAAUUGUACUCUGACAAACCCCUCUCUCUCUCUCUGCGGGGUCUCUUCACUGAAAAACAAGCUUUGUUUGUAUUUUUGUUUUUUUUUGUUU
This is a messenger RNA of Pseudoliparis swirei, 2811 nucleotides long. It is a transcript of the gene bach2b, whose product is annotated as BTB and CNC homology 1, basic leucine zipper transcription factor 2b. Gene Ontology annotation, molecular function: RNA polymerase II cis-regulatory region sequence-specific DNA binding; protein binding; DNA-binding transcription factor activity, RNA polymerase II-specific. The transcript has 5 exons. The record is from RefSeq and is a predicted model, not a curated record. NCBI's taxonomy places the organism in Eukaryota, Metazoa, Chordata, Actinopteri, Perciformes, Liparidae. Gene Ontology annotation, biological process: regulation of transcription by RNA polymerase II. The coding region runs from base 246 to 2669 and encodes 807 amino acids.